Messenger RNA from Puccinia triticina, 1080 nucleotides. RefSeq lists its product as uncharacterized. The coding region runs from base 1 to 1080 and encodes 359 amino acids. Lineage: Eukaryota; Fungi; Basidiomycota; Pucciniomycetes; Pucciniales; Pucciniaceae. Gene Ontology annotation, biological process: mRNA processing. The record is from RefSeq and is a predicted model, not a curated record. Gene Ontology annotation, cellular component: THO complex part of transcription export complex. The transcript has 3 exons.
AUGGCAGUAGCACACGAUGAAGCGACGAUGGAGCUGAUCAAGACGCGACUAUCACACUCGGAGAGGCCAUUGAUCCGACUGGUGCGCACGUUCUACAAGCUGUCGAUGAUUCCUGCGGCGGGGAGUCAGGAAUCAGAAGAGGGAAGAGGGGCGAUCGAAGAGGAGCUGCAAAUCGUGCACAUGAGCUUCAUCCUCGAACUGCGGCAGCUGAUCAAGACCUUGAAGGAGCUCAAAGGGACUCGGGCCGUCGAACUCAACCGCUCGGAAUCUCGCCAGCUCGAAAUCGAACGCAAUCGACUCGAAGAGCAGGCUCGUCAGGAAAAACUCAAGAUCCUCAACUUGGAAUCUCAGUUGGAUCAAGCCAGAAGAGAUCGUAGAAAUAAGAUCCAGUACGAAGAAAUCGGCAAAGAAGUCAGGAGAUUUAGCGAUCGAUUCCAAAGUGCUGAUCGAAUUAACGGUCUGGCACGUGAGAUUGAAAGCUUGCUAGAAGAGCAAGGAUUCUAUGCAGAACGAUGGGCCUCUCGACGAGCACAAUUCGAUACGGUGAUAUCGAACCUCGAAGUAUUACAAGAGAGCAUCAAGGAAGAGAAAGCCGAUGCGGACCGGAAGAAAGCUUUGAAUGAUGACGAGUCGGAUGAUGGGAAUAUUGGAGAAGAGGGUGGGGAGAGUGCCGGCGGGACGAAGUCUGGAGGAGUGGAAGAAGCGGAGCCAAGCGACCGGGGGGAGGGCAAGCCGGAGACGGGUGGGCCCGAGAUGCCGAAGGGCUUGAAUCCGCAAGCGGCGAGCUUCCAGCCGCCUUCUGCAGGAGGAGGAGACCAGCCACGGCCGACGACGGAGAGAUCGGAUGACCGGAUGAAGAUCGACGAGGGGCCCCACGCCCGCACGCCCCGUCCCCCAUCCGAGCUCGACAUCAAGACCGGCGAGCUCCAGCCGAUGGACAUCGACGGCUUCGAACCCAAGACCGGCCUCUCCCAUGGAAGUUCGGCCGAAGACGGCUUGGUGAUCGAGGAGGCCACGAUGGAAGAUGGCGAGGAAAUCGAAGAGGCCGAGGAGGGUGAAGAGAUGGAACACCAAGCUUGA